Alternaria alternata is the source of this 1828-nucleotide messenger RNA. RefSeq lists its product as hypothetical. Lineage: Eukaryota; Fungi; Ascomycota; Dothideomycetes; Pleosporales; Pleosporaceae. The coding region runs from base 262 to 1767 and encodes 501 amino acids. Gene Ontology annotation, cellular component: mitochondrion. Gene Ontology annotation, molecular function: (3R)-hydroxyacyl-[acyl-carrier-protein] dehydratase activity. The transcript has 3 exons. The record is from RefSeq and is a predicted model, not a curated record.
UGACAAGUGGGUCACAGCGAAGCGGUCAGCCUCGCACGGCAUUGACGGAUAGAAGAACUGGAACGCUUGAUGUUGGCAGCUUUGCAAACGCCCAUCUUGGACGAGCAUGCGAAGUCUGAAGUGCGACCAUGCCUGAUAGUGAGAGGGUGCAUACAUGAUGGAAUUUGAAGAGUCUCGUCGCCUACGUCAUGACGUCGCCAAGAGCCGCCCAAGGAUAGCAUCUACCUCGGAUUUGGCGUUGCCCGCAAACUUUCCUUCCCAAUGCUGCUCCGGACGCCGUGCAAACCUCGCAUCGCCUGGAGACACACAAAUCGCAUACAAUGGCGACGAAUAUCGCUGCGAUGCUAUUCUUCCGCCAACUCGGGCGAUCCGCCAUGGUUUCAACAGCUGCAGAGCGAAUUGCUGCAACGAGACGUUACUCAUAUUCGUGACCAACUCACCUACACGCACGGGAUCAAGCUCUCGCAAACAUUAGCGGGAUUCUUACCUCGAUCAUGGUGCCGUUCCCUGAACUACAGCGGUUCACCGAUGACUUUUGGGGAUCACUUGGUAUGGUUCAAUCCGGCGGAGCCGACUCUCCAAUUACUUCCAGACGGCACAGACGCAACACAUAGCCCAGGCGAGCCAUGGGUGCGGCGCAUGUGGGCUGGCGGCUCGAUACAGCUGAAACCUAAUGGCUAUCUUGACUACGCUCGCUGCUGUACAGCAGGCACGGUCAUGGCUGGUACAGAGCAGAUAAAGCAUGUACGACUACAUGGAGAGGGCGAUACCGCCAAGAUCUUUGUCACAAUCGAGCGGCGCUUUGCAGGCCUUGAAGAUGCAGAGAGAGGUGUCGACAAGGGGAAGCAUGGCAACAGACCACCGGGCGUCAGUGUGCACCCUCAAGAGGCCCGGGGAGAUCUCACACAGCAAUCGCGCGCUGAGGUCGACGAUGGCUGGGGCGAUGCUGUUCUAAAAGAGGAGCGCAACCUAGUCUUUUUCAAGGAACGUACCGCUGCAGAACUCGAGGCUGUCAAAGCUGGUCAAAUGGCGACUGUCAAGUACUUAGAUCCCCCUGGAAACCCCGACUUUUCACACACCCUCACGCCGAACCGCGCCCUUCUCUUCCGCUUCUCUGCUCUCACAUUUAACGCCCAUCUCAUCCACCUCGAUCCCGACUACGCUCGUAACGUCGAGGGCCACCGUAAUCUGCUAGUUCACGGGCCGCUUUCAUUGACCCUCAUGCUGAAAACGGUGAAUCAUUACGUGCACCAACAAACGAAAGGGAAGCAAGUUUCAGAGUCCAUAGAAUAUCGCAACCUAGCACCGCUUUAUUGCGACGAGGAAAUGCGCAUAUGCUGUUCGGAGAAGAAGAAGUUGCAGAAUGGCAGUAUAUACGAUGUAUGGAUUGAGGGGCCUACUGGUGGUGUUGCUGUCAAGGGCACUCUUCGCACCACAACAAAUGAUGCUUGGACAAAAAAGGAUACCAGCAUCGCCCAAACACAUAGCGCCACACCAACUGAUGAGCUGAAGACGAAAUGGCCUUCAUUCAAAAGGCCUGAACACCCUAAGCUCAAAAGGAAGUUACUCAACACGACCAACAGAGCUAGGAAGAUGGCUAAGAGCUCUAAGAAUGGUACUCAGGUUCACAUCGCAUCAGGGGACCAGCGGCCAUCGCAAGACUCGCCGACGCCUCCAAGCUCAGAGCCUAAGACAAAGCCUGAGCCCUCUGCACACCCUGAGUCCUCGACAAGUUUUGAGCCUUCUACUCAGAACCAAGAGAAGUGAAUUCCGCAAUGGCGCACGAAACAAACCGAGCAUACCGCCGCAAACGUGCCCAUAACACCAA